Messenger RNA from Dictyostelium purpureum, 405 nucleotides. RefSeq lists its product as uncharacterized. The record is from RefSeq and is a predicted model, not a curated record. Gene Ontology annotation, molecular function: zinc ion binding; sequence-specific DNA binding. Gene Ontology annotation, biological process: regulation of DNA-templated transcription. NCBI's taxonomy places the organism in Eukaryota, Evosea, Eumycetozoa, Dictyosteliales, Dictyosteliaceae. Bases 1 to 405 code for a protein of 134 amino acids. The transcript is spliced from 3 exons.
AUGGAUAAUCAAACUUUAACAAAUAAUAAUAAUUUAUUAGGAAGUGACAGAUUUUGCUUAAAAUGUAAAACUAACUCAACUCCUUUAUGGAGAAGGGGCCCAGACAAAUGUAUUUUGUGUAAUGCUUGUGGGAUCCAGUACAAAAAACUGUUGAAAAUUUUCAAUGAAAACAAUUAUGGUUGUGAACAUCAAAUCAAUAUAAACCCAUUUUCACUGAUACUUUCGGUAUUCAUGGGAGGAGUAUAUUAUACAAUUCCAGAUCUAAAAUUUAUCUUAAUAGCUCUUUUUAGUUUCCCAGUAGUCAAGGAUAAUACAUUUACCUUUAGCUAUAAAGGAUUCACGUUUAGUACCGAUGAAAAAACUUUUUUGAAAUACCACUGCUCAAAUUGCCCCCAAAAUAAUUAA